CAACGUUCACAAAGCGCCCGAGCAGAGAAACGGCGAGAACGGAAAAGAGCAGAGGGAGCACGCGUCACUGUAGAGAGAGGGAAAUAGAGUUAGCCUCAUUAAUGCGCAUCGAUAAACUCCCUCUCGCUCCACUCUCGCUAUUUGUCUCUCUCCUUUCUCUAUACUGGCACUCUCCUCCAGUCGCUCUUGGACCCCAUUCCUCCUGGUCUUCAUUUCAACUCUCUCGGAUCUACUAUUGUGCAGUGCACCACAGCCAGGGAAGUAGCUUUUCUCUCCCAGUGGUUCUUGAGAUCUCUUCUUGUAGGUUGGGGAGGAGUCAGGCGGUGUGAAUGCCGGCAUCCUGGUCGACCAUGGAUGCUGGAAGUCGCCUUUACGGCCCGUGAUCCCUACCUUGAUGGUGCCCGUGGGGUGUUUCAGGUGAAAGAUGCGCGUUCUUCUGUUGCUCCUAUGCCUGCUUCCACUUGGGGUUGCUUCAAAUGGACUUCAAUAUUACUUCCUCUUCAGAUCAAAACCGAGACCAAGGUGCUGUUUGUAGUGAAACCAAUGCCCGUUGGCUCAACAAUUGCUCCAUCCAGUGUACCUGGAAAUUGGGCUAUGGCCCCAUGGGCACCAAGGCCUUCCCCAGCAUUUCCACCUCGUCAUAGUGGAAAAGCUGAAAAGCAUGCCCGGGCAAAGAAACAUCAUACAGUUUCACCAUCCCCUUAUUCUCCUCCAAAAGAAAAUUGUGAUAAAAUAACAUGUUCUGAUCCCUUCACUCGGACACCAAUUGGUUCACCUUGUGGUUGUGUAUACCCUAUAAAAGUUGUUAUAGAUGUAGGUGUAGCUCCAAUUCUACUGUUUCCUCAGAUUGCAGAACUUGAGAUUGAGGUGGCAGCUGGCACAUUUCUGAAGCAGAGUCAAGUUCGAAUCAUGGGCGCUGAUGCAAGUAUCUAUAAUCAAGACAAGACAACAAUUUCAAUUUACCUGGUGCCAUUGGGUGAAAAAUUUGACAAAAUGACUGCUUUAAUUAUUUACGAUAGGUUUUGGCAGAAAAAGGUUCGAAUAAGUGAAUCCUAUUUUGGUGAUUACCAAGUGAUAUCUGUUCACUAUCCAGGGCUUCCUUCCUCUCCUCCACCUAUGCCUUGGGGAUCUUCAGGUAUCAACCCCAGUGGAAGUCAACAAUACCCCUUUAGAGCAAACAUACGUGCUAGCAAGAAACAGAGCUUGAACGAUAAAAUAAUUGUUCUUGUUUCUCUUUCCUCAUUUUUACUAAUAUCGGUGUUUAUCGGAGUGGGUUUAAUAAUCCUUAAAUUUAAGAAGCUAGACCGAAUGCCUACUACUACCAGCUCUGCCGGCGCCCCUUUGACCAAGAGAUCUGGAACUAGGACUACCAUACAAAGUAGUGUUGCAAGUUCAACAUCCAUGUCUCUUGUUUCUACAAUGGCUACUUACCCAUCCUCAGUGAAAACAUUUUUACUAUCCGAGCUCGAGAAAGCAACUAAUAGAUUUAGUUCAGAGAGAAUGCUGGGUGAAGGUGGGUAUGGACGUGUUUAUCUUGGAAUUUUGGAGAAUGGAGAUGAAGUUGCCGUUAAGCUGCUAACAAGGAAGGAACAGAAUGGUGAUCGUGAAUUCAUUGGAGAAGUAGAAAUGCUGAGCAGACUGCAUCAUCGUAAUUUGGUCAAGCUGAUUGGUAUAUGCAUUGAAGGCCAUAAACGCUGUUUGGUUUAUGAACUUGUUCGAAAUGGAAGUGUUGAGUCCCAUCUGCAUGGUGCUGAUAGGGACAAGCAGAAAUUGAACUGGGAUGCAAGAAUGAAGAUAGCCCUUGGUGCUGCCAGAGGCCUUGCAUAUCUGCAUGAGGAUUCGAAUCCUCGUGUUAUUCAUCGUGAUUUCAAGGCCAGCAAUGUACUGCUGGAAGAGGAUUUUACACCUAAGGUGUCAGAUUUUGGGCUGGCAAAGGAAGCAUCUGAUGCAAGCCAUCAUAUUUCCACCCGAGUCAUGGGAACUUUCGGGUAUGUGGCGCCUGAGUAUGCAAUGACAGGGCAUCUUCUAGUCAAGAGUGAUGUCUACAGUUAUGGUGUUGUUCUGCUGGAACUUAUAACAGGCCGCAAACCUGUGUACAUGACUAACGCCGAUGAACCAGAGAAUCUAGUGACCUGUGCUCGCCCUUUGCUGACAACCAAGGAAGGUUUAGAAAAGCUUAUAGAUCCAUCCUUACAGGGAAUCUGUGAGUUUGAUGACUUUGCUCGAGUUGCAGCUGUAGCCUCCAUGUGCAUUCACACAGAAGCAUCUCAGAGGCCUUUCAUGGGAGAAGUAGUGCAGGCAUUGAAACUAAUAUACAAUGAUAUGGAUGAAACAAAUGAAGACUCUUAUAGCCAGAGAGGAUCAUCCUCCUGUCAGGACUGUGACUUCAAAGGUGAUUUUGGGCUUGAGUACAGCUGGUGGAGUGGAGGCUCUCCUUGCAUAAACUAUGGAAAUUCAUAUUCUCUGGUAAACAUGGAGUAUAGUUCAGACCGUAUUCAAGAGAUGCGCAGGCCUCACUCCACUUCCUCCUUGGCUGACAAGUUUGAAUCCUUAUCUAGUUAUAACAGAUCUGGACCUUUGAGAACGAAGAGGAAGAAGUUUGGACUUCAUAGACUGAGAAACACAAGGAGUGAGCAUGGGAUUACUAAGAAACACUUGCAUUUGAAUGGGUAAAUAGCUUUCCGGUGUUUAACAGAGGGACGUGCAGCUUUCAUAUUUUUCAGAUGUAUAGCUGUGCCUUGGGGCCAAGUUAGUUUGGCAUGACUAUUUGUUUCUUGCGCCCUAAUCUGAUUGGCAGAUGGAGCUGACGCAGGCAUGUAAUUUUGGAGAUCAUGAUUCAUUUCUUGUGCAUCAGAUCAAUCAUUUGUGUGAUGUUGUAGACCUUUUCAUCCUGUUCAAUCCUAAUAUAGAGGUAUAAUUGUUCUACUUGCCCUUUCUUGUUAUCUUUGUUCCUUUUUAUAUUUCUUUAGAAUUGUGUGCCGCAAUAGUUUGUGUAAUUUAACUGAUGACAUUAUUUUUUCUUGCAUGUAAAUUUU
Phalaenopsis equestris is the source of this 3035-nucleotide messenger RNA. Its product is annotated as receptor-like serine/threonine-protein kinase ALE2. The transcript is spliced from 9 exons. Gene Ontology annotation, molecular function: protein kinase activity; ATP binding. Lineage: Eukaryota; Viridiplantae; Streptophyta; Magnoliopsida; Asparagales; Orchidaceae. The coding region runs from base 355 to 2673 and encodes 772 amino acids. Gene Ontology annotation, biological process: protein phosphorylation. The record is from RefSeq and is a predicted model, not a curated record.